This is a messenger RNA of Cololabis saira (Pacific saury), 5023 nucleotides long. It is a transcript of the gene phf12b, whose product is annotated as PHD finger protein 12b. Gene Ontology annotation, molecular function: transcription corepressor activity; protein binding. The transcript is spliced from 15 exons. NCBI's taxonomy places the organism in Eukaryota, Metazoa, Chordata, Actinopteri, Beloniformes, Belonidae. Gene Ontology annotation, cellular component: nucleus; Sin3-type complex. The coding region runs from base 598 to 3720 and encodes 1040 amino acids. Gene Ontology annotation, biological process: negative regulation of transcription by RNA polymerase II. The record is from RefSeq and is a predicted model, not a curated record.
UCGCGGUUGCGCCAACUGGAGGAUGUAGCUAGCGGAGCAGCGGAUGGACAGCUCGCUCACAACAAUAACACCAACUAAAUCUGCGACUCCACGUCUUCCAUUCGGACUCUAUCCUUCUGGGACGCCCUAAGCAGCUGCUGCUCCGACCGGGCCGGGCCGAUCCUCGUCUCCCGCGGACGAUGGGAGCGAGGUUUGGUGUGUAUUUGCAGGGCUCCUUGUUGCAGGAACAGGAAUCAUGGCCGGCCAGCUAGGCCGCACACAGACACAGCCGUGCUGCUGAUGCUCUGCUUUUCUCCCGGAUUCUCCUCCAAACCGCUGCCUGAGAACUCCAUUCUUUUAGCUUUUCAUCCUCUUUGCUCUUUGCCGUCUCCUUUGGGGCGAGGGCGGUGAAGACUGUGCAGCUUGUGGUCCCGGUUUCUCCGCAACCUUGACUGGUGUCGGCUGGUUUUCCGCCAGUCCCAGCCCCUCCGGCCGCUCACGGCGGCUCUGCAACACAAACCCACACAAACCCCCGCGGUCAGACGGGUUUAUUCCAGGCUCUGACCUGCAUCUGUGCUGUAUCUGAAGUUGACGUUUUCAGCUUCUCUUCCUGGAUGAAUGUGGGACAAAAUGGAGACUCCGACGAUCGUGUACGACCUGGACACCUCCGGGGGUUUGAUGGAGCAAAUCCAGACCCUGCUGGCGCCCCCGAAGUCCGAGGAGGUGGAGAAGCGGAGGAAGCUGGUGCGGGACGUCCGGAGGAGCGGCAGAGCCACCAACCACGACACCUGCGACAGCUGCAGGGAGGGGGGGGACCUGCUGUGCUGCGACCACUGCCCCGCAGCCUUCCACCUGCAGUGCUGCAACCCUCCUCUUAGUGAAGAAAUGCUGCCCCCAGGGGAAUGGAUGUGUCAUCGCUGUAAUGUUAGAAAAAGGAAGCGGGAGCAGAAGGCCGAGCAGACCAACGGCCUGCCGGAGAAGUUCUCCUCCUCUAAAUGCCUGCCGUCUCCGGCCGUGGAGCUGGAGCUGAGCGCCGGGCCGCUGCGGCUGGACGGCCUGCCCCCCGGGGCCGGGGCGGCGGGGCCCGGGCUCCGCGUGGCCCAGGUCCGUCUCCUGGACCGCCGGACUGGCAGCCGGCCCAGCAGCCGGCCCGGGACCCCGACCUCCAAUGCCUCGUCCACCCCCACCCCCUCCGAGGAGCAGAACGACGGGGAGGAGGAGGCGGCGGAGCCCGAGGACGACGCUCAGAGCGCCGACCUGGAGGGCGUGGCGUUGACGUCUCCGCCGCCGCCGCGCCUGCUCAAGCGGCCGUUCCAGCUGCUGAUCGCCGCGGCCAUGGAGAGGAACCCCACGCAGUUCCAGCUGCCCAGCGAGCUCACCUGCACCACCGCACUGCCCGGCAGCAGUAAACGAAGAAGGAAAGAGGAGCUUCUAGGACGACCGUUCAGACGGCCCCAGCACGAGCUGGAUCCCAACGGUCUGGUCCCGCUACCCGUCAAAGUCUGCUUCUCCUGCAACAGGAGUUGCAGGUUGGCUCUGCUGGUCCAGUGUGAUUAUUGCCCGCUCCUCUUCCACAUGGACUGUCUCAACCCUCCGCUCACAGCGUUACCUGCGGGGAAGUGGAUGUGUCCCAACCACGUUGAGCACAUAGUGCUCAACCAGAGGAGCCUGAGUCUGUCCAGACGCUGCCAGCUCUUCGACCAGUUUCAGGACAGGAUGUCCCAACAUGCCGUCAAAGUGGACUUCCUCCGUAGAGUGCACCGGCAGAACGCUCCGAACAGACGCUCCUUCCACCAGAAGAACAAGAACACCAUCAAGGUGCCAGAUGCCAUCAAGUUCCAGUACCAGAACCCUCCGCCCCUGCUCCUGCCUGCACGCGUGCGGCAGCUGGAGCUGGUGUGCAGCAGCGUACCGGCCCAUCAGACCUCCAUGUACCUCACAUCAGAGGCCGAGCAGCAGGAGUGGCUCCAGGACGUGAUUGCGCUCCAAUGCAGCAUCAUGCGUCAUCUCUCCAAGCAGCGUGCCGGGUCCCCCCCCUCGUCAGCAGAACUGGACUGUGAACAAAACACGGCAAAAUCCCGCGCUCCGUCGGUGGACAUGAAAACUCAGGCUUCAUUAAAAAGGACUUCUUCCCCCGACCCGUGCUCCAAACCCAGCGCCGUCACCGACGGCAAUCCAGGGGCCCCCCUGGCCCGGGACCCCCAGGUGGAGCUGGGGGUCUGCAAAUGCCACACACCCCCGUGUCAGAACUGUAGGAAACCCAACGGAUCUUUGGCCGAGUUUGAACCCCCCAAGGCCAAAAGAUCGGUAGAUUGUAACGUCACCCCGGCCCCCUCGGCCCCCUGCAGACAGGCCGAGCUGCAGCACAGACUAAAGCCCCCCACGGCAGAGCCAGACGCAGCUCCGGCCCUGGAGCUGAUGAACCACAUAGGAACAGAGCUGGUUAAGAGGGAGCACGGGGGUGUCACGGAGGCCUCUGCCCAGAAGAACUGCCCCGCCGCCCCCACCCUGUGGCCUCACGGCAGCCAGCAGAACCACAGCAGCAGCAGGACGGAGCUGCAGGAGGAUUGGAGGAGCAGUGAGAAGAACGCCGGCUACUCCAGCUCCAGCAGUCCUCCUGCAGGACACCCGGCACACAGCUCCACUAAGCUGACGACAUCGUCUCCAACUACAGGUACAACUACAGACAUGAAGGUUGGGCAGGGACUGAUGGACAGACUGCUCCCCGGUGCACCGUCUUCUCUCUCCAGCCUCUCCUCCUGCAUGAAGGAUGAGAAGGAGAGCAUCGGGAUUGACAUGGAUAAGAUCGAUGCAGAGAUGAUCAAGCUGCUGGCCUUCCAGAGGAUCCAGCAGCUCUUCUCCUCCAAAGUGAGCAGCGCUGCAGCUCCAGCUCCAGCUCCACCUCCACCCCCCAGCAGCGCUGCCUCCAGAACCUCCUCACCCCCCCCUGACGGUCAGAAGAAGGUCCAGGCCCGAGCCGUCUUCUACCCCCUCACCGGGACCGGAGGAGCCGUCAACAUGUGCUACAGGACCUUGUACAUCGGAUCUGGUGCUGACAUGGACGUGUGCCUUACCAAAUACGGCCACUGCAACUAUAUAUCGGGGAAACACGCCUGUAUUUUCUAUGACGAGAACACCAAGCAUUACGAGCUGCUGAACUACAGCGAGCACGGCACCACGGUGGACAACGUCCUCUACUCCUGUGACUUCUCUGAGAAGGCCCAGCCGUCGGCCCCCAGCGGCCUGGUGUCCAAGGUGCAGGGAAUCAUCCGUCGCAGUAAGAAGCCGGGGGAGGCCCAGGAGUCCGGUGGCCCCGCGGUAGCCGGCCCCGCGGUAGCCGGCCCCGCGGUGGCCCUGCUGCCGGCCGGGGGGGGUGAUGAGCAGCCGGCCCCAGGACGGGCCGGGGCCCCCGUGCGGCUGCAAGGCCAGCAGCUCCAGCCUGAUCGGGGGCAGCGGGGCGGGCUGGGAGGGCACGGCGCUGCUGCACCACGGCAGCUACAUCAAGCUGGGCUGCCUGCAGUUCGUCUUCAGCGUGGCCGAGUUCGCCAGCAAGCAGCCCAAAGAGGAGCAGCCGCUCCCGCACGCCGCCGGCUGCCCCGGCACCGGCACCGGCGGCAGCUCCGCCCCCAUCUCCACCUCCACCUCCCCCCCCAACACGGCCACGGUGAGCAGCCCGUCCAGCCAGGACGAGGCGGACGCCGACGCCGUCCCGCCCCUGCAAGUGCCCAUACUGCGCUCUAACUCUGUCCCCUAACCCACGCAGGAAACACACCCCAUCCCCUUUUUUCUUUCUUUUGCACCUUCCAAGUCACGAUGAAGGGAAAGCUGCACAGCUGGUUGGUCAACAGGGAAAAGUUUAUUUUUUCAUUUUUAAUGGUUUAUAUCUUUGCAUGAACUUGAAGUAUUAUUGACAAUCUCAUGUUUGUGAACGACUGACAAACCCUUGUAUUCACUUCUGACCAUUAGGACUUUGAGUGAGCAUUACUUAUCUGCGCUCAGUAUUUUUAUUUUCUUUUUCCAUUUUCUUAGUUAUGUAUGGUGUAACUGUACCGUCGGUCCGCUCAUUUAGCACAAACCUUUUACUUUUGUAGUAUUGAAUCCAUACAUUCUAAUUUCUGUUGCUGCUUUUUGCACCACGAGUAGCUGUAUAUGUAUGAAAACAUACAUGCUUACACACUAUAUUGUGUAUAUAUAUAAUUCUGUGUCUCUCAGUUGGAGAAACAUUGGAUUUCAUGUAGAUUUGCCAUUUUUUGGUUUUUAACUGUACAGUCCAUUGAAUUUGUGAUACUGUGUAGAGUACCAGAGGUUUUGUGAUAAAACUUGUUCUUAGCCUGUACUUUCCACUGUAGUCCCUGUAAAUACCAUAUUGUUUUAGCACUCAUUUUAACAUCAUGUGCUGCUCUGUACAUAAGCAUUCUUUGUCUGUACCUACUUGUCUGUUAAGACCUGUAAAUACAGAAAGAUUUUCUAAUAACAAACUCUGUGCAUUCAUGUUCCUAUUGAGUUUUUUUGUGGCUCCACUUCUUCGGUCUUUUGGUUUUCCUUAUUUAGGCAUUAAAGGUGCUUGAAAGGUUUCUAAAUAGUGGUUUACUUGUGUCAUAAACUACGGAAGAGUAUUAGGGCCAGGCAGGAGAAAAAUAAAAGUAAUAUUUCAGAGGAAGAUUUUUUUCUUUCAUUAUGCACUUCGAGAAAAAAGUGGAAAUGUUGAGAAUAAUAUUGAAGUACGAUUUCGAGGGAAAAAGUCAAUGUUGAGAAAAGUCAAAACCUCUACUUGAAUUACGGUAUGCUAGGUUGGUAACGACAAGGUUCAGAAUACAAGAAUUGGCUUUACGGUAUUGAUUUGAAACACAUAUCACACACAUGCAGUUAUAACUUCAGAAACGUACCGUUAACGUUCCACUCCAAGGAUGUUAAUUAGUUAGUUACAUAGUUACAUAGUUACAUAGUUACAGCUGCUGCUGCAGAGCUGUCAGUCUCUAACUGGAUUUGAUGGAGGAGACAUUUACACUUUAUUCACCAAAUUGUAUUUCAACUUUACAGGACU